CCUGGCACAGCCGGGAGCUCCCGGACCGAGCGACGACCCCUGCAACCGGCCGCCUGCGGAGCUGCGGGAGCGCCCCGUCCGCCCUCCCUGGCGAUGGGCACCGGGUGGGAUGUGUGUGCGCUCCUCUCCGCGGCAUUGCUCACCGCCCAGGCUUUUCCGCAGACAAACAUAAAGAUCAGCCAAGCCAUGCCAGAGCCCGUCCACGCCUACUCCUGCCCGCUCUUCUGGACAGAGUACGAAGGCCAUUGCUACCGGUACUUCCCCAUCAACAAAACCUGGGCUGAAGCCGACCUCUAUUGCGCCGAGUUCUCCAUUGGCAUCAGAUCAGCCAAGCUGGCAUCCAUUCAUAGCUGGGAAGAAAAUGUCUUCGUGUACGACCUGGUGAACAGCCGCGUGCCUGGCAUCCCCACUGACAUCUGGACGGGGCUCAACGACCUGCGGCAGGAGGGUCACUUUGAAUGGACAGACGGCUCCUCCUACGACUAUCACUACUGGGAUGGCAGUCAGCCCGACGAUGGGAUCCACUCCAUCCCGGAGGAGGAGGACUGCGUGCAGAUCUGGUACAGGCACAGCAGCGCACUGCGCUCCUGGAACGACAAUGCCUGCAGCAGAGCCUUCCCCUUCGUAUGCAAGAUCCCCUCGCUAGCCCUGGACUGAGGCUGUCGGCACUGCCUGCGCCCCCCUCAUUUUGGGUCACCUCUCCAGCCGUGCCAGGGAAGAGCGGCCAGGACAUGGCACGGAUGGCAAAAGCCACAGAGCUGCUCAGCAUCCCCAGCUGCAAAAAUCCCUCCUGGGAAUGCUGCAGGGAUGAACCUGGUGCUUACCCUCACCAUGGGCAAAUGGCGAUGGGAGCUGUAUUAAAGAGUGAAGGAGCCUCCCCAAGCCUGAGCUUUGGGUUUUGGAUCAGCUAUUGCAGCAUAUUAGAGGAAACCCACAAUUAUAUUAAUUCACCAAACUGUUAGCAUAAAAAAACAGCCGUGCGUAGGAAAUAAUUUUGCCUGUCGAUCUGUGAAGAGUGGAGGAAAAGUGUUAUUUUCUGCUAAGUUAUGCAAAAUAUCUCUUCUGUGCAUUAUUUUUCUCUCCACUACAAUAAACGGCAAACAGCA
Messenger RNA from Phalacrocorax carbo (great cormorant), 1106 nucleotides. NCBI's taxonomy places the organism in Eukaryota, Metazoa, Chordata, Aves, Suliformes, Phalacrocoracidae. The record is from RefSeq and is a predicted model, not a curated record.